GGCAGGAUGUCUGGCUGUGCUCAGGAAGAAGAUGAGUUGCCUGCCAAUCACACAGGUCCAAAAGGUGUGAUUAAUGACUGGCGAAGGUUUAAGUUGGACAGUGUGGAUCAGACUGCCCCUCAAAGCAAGAGAGAGCUGCUCAGACAAAUGUCCAGUCCCCGAGAGGAUGACAAGGAGAGACUCAACAGAAAGAUGAGUGUUCAGGAGUACGAAAUGAUCCAAGAAGAAGAUGAACGUUGCCUGAAACGCUACAGAAAACAGUGUAUGCAGGAAAUGCAUGAGCGCCUCAGCUUUGGCCCCACGUUUGAAGAGGUCCAUGAGCUCGAGACUGGAGAAGCCUUCCUGGAAGUCAUAGAGAAGGAACAUCGGUUGACGCUAGUGGUAGUCCACAUUUACCAGCAUGGUGUCAAAGGCUGUGAACAGCUGAACUCAUGUCUGGACUGUCUGGCUUUGGAGUACCCCAGCGUUAAAUUUUGCCGUAUUGAUGCUGUGGCGACAGGAGCUGCUGAGCGCUUCUCCCCAGAGGUUCUUCCUGCCCUGCUGGUGUACAAAGCUGGUGAGUUACUGGGAAAUUUCCUGGCUGUUACCAAACACUUCAAUGAAGACUUCUUUGCAACGGAUGUGGAGGGCUUUCUCAAUGAAUAUGGCCUGUUACCUGAGAAAGAGUUCACAGCAUGUGCUGAUGAUGAGGAUGUGGCAGGUGAGGUGGAGUAG
Molecule: messenger RNA, 714 nt
Organism: Plectropomus leopardus (leopard coralgrouper)
Lineage: Eukaryota; Metazoa; Chordata; Actinopteri; Perciformes; Serranidae
Gene: pdca
Product: phosducin a
Biological process (GO): regulation of G protein-coupled receptor signaling pathway
Cellular component (GO): photoreceptor outer segment
Source: RefSeq, a predicted model, not a curated record